Eptesicus fuscus (big brown bat) is the source of this 1268-nucleotide messenger RNA. It is a transcript of the gene GFI1, whose product is annotated as growth factor independent 1 transcriptional repressor. Gene Ontology annotation, cellular component: nucleus. NCBI's taxonomy places the organism in Eukaryota, Metazoa, Chordata, Mammalia, Chiroptera, Vespertilionidae. The transcript is spliced from 6 exons. Bases 1 to 1257 code for a protein of 418 amino acids. The record is from RefSeq and is a predicted model, not a curated record.
AUGCCGCGUUCGUUCCUUGUGAAGAGCAAGAAGGCUCACAGUUACCACCAGCCGCGCUCCCCGGGACCCGACUAUGCCCUCCAACCGGAGAGCGUCCCGGCGCCCGGCGGAGCAGACAGCACCUCGGGCGCCGCGGGGGUGAAGGUGGAGCCCGGGAGCCGUUUGUCUCCCGAGUCGCAGCUGACGGAGACCCCCGACGGAGCCUCCGCGUCCCCCGGCAGCUGCGAGGGCAGCGUCUGCGAUCGGAGCUCGGAAUUCGAGGACUUCUGGAGGCCCCCGUCGCCCUCUGUGUCUCCAGCCUCGGAGAAGUCGGUGUGCCCAUCGCUGGACGAAGCUCAGCCCUUCCCCUUGCCCUUCAAGCCCUACUCGUGGAGCGGCCUGGUGGGUUCCGACCUGCGGAAUCUGGUGCAGAGCUACCGGCCGUGCGCGGCCCUGGAGCGCGGCGCAGGCCUGGGCCUCUUCUGCGAGCGCAGCCCGGAGCCAGGCCACCCCGCGGCGCUGUACGGCCCGGAGCGGACGGCGGGCGGCGCGGGGGCUGGGGCGCCCGGGGGAGGUAGCGCAGGAGGCGGCGCGGGCUUGGGGCUCUACGGCGACUUCGGGCCCGCGGUGGCCGGGCUGUACGAGCGGCCGACGGCGGCGGCGGGCGGGCUGUACCCGGAGCGUAGCCACGGGCUGCACGCGGACAAAGGCGCUGGUGUCAAGGUGGAGUCGGAGCUCCUGUGCACCCGCCUGCUGCUGGGCGGCGGCUCCUACAAGUGCAUCAAGUGCAGCAAGGUGUUCUCCACGCCGCACGGGCUCGAGGUGCACGUGCGCAGGUCUCACAGCGGCACGAGGCCCUUCGCGUGUGAGAUGUGCGGCAAGACCUUCGGGCACGCGGUGAGCCUGGAGCAGCACAAAGCCGUGCACUCACAGGAAAGGAGCUUUGACUGUAAGAUCUGUGGCAAGAGCUUUAAGAGGUCAUCGACGUUGUCCACGCACCUCCUCAUCCACUCAGACACCCGGCCCUACCCCUGUCAGUACUGUGGCAAGAGGUUCCAUCAGAAGUCAGACAUGAAAAAACACACCUUCAUCCACACUGGUGAGAAGCCCCACAAGUGCCAGGUGUGCGGCAAGGCCUUCAGCCAGAGCUCCAACCUCAUCACCCACAGCCGCAAGCACACAGGCUUCAAGCCCUUCGGCUGUGACUUGUGUGGGAAGGGCUUCCAGAGGAAGGUGGACCUCAGGCGGCACCGGGAGACACAGCAUGGGCUCAAAUGAGUGCCCUGGCG